Molecule: messenger RNA, 555 nt
Organism: Anopheles aquasalis
Lineage: Eukaryota; Metazoa; Arthropoda; Insecta; Diptera; Culicidae
Source: RefSeq, a predicted model, not a curated record
AUGAUUGCAGCGCCGUAUGUUGCCGUUAUCCUUUUGUCAUUCCAUUGUUUAUCAUCGACCGCCUUAUUGACUCUCGUUGCAGUGCCGAGAAAGGUGGUUAUUAAUAACAAUUACAAGUACGUGAAUGUCACGGCUAACAUCAACGAGAUCGGUCCCGUGACCAACCAUACAGUCGAUGCCGAUAUACAGUUCCUUAAACAGAUCCGCAACAUUAAGGCUACAUUUCAGUAUCACCUCGUUCUCAACAAAAGCGUCGUCCCGCAAGCGUUCGUCACUCGUACGGUGGAUGUUUGUCAUUUUCUCAAACGCCCUACUUCCGAUCGGUUGUUGAAUCUGAUGUACGCACAGUUUAAAAAGAACAAUCAUCUGCCGGUGGGUUGUCCCAUACCGCCGGAUUAUUACUACAUCCGCAACUUUCGUCCUUCGACCAUCGCAAUUCCAGGCUUUUUCCCCGAAAAUGAUUUUCUUCUGAAGGAAAUUUUUUUCGGCAUAAACAACGAACCAUUGUUUACUUAUCAGUUCCACGGAAGCUUUGUGAGGAAACCGAUCGAGUGA